Messenger RNA from Populus nigra (black poplar), 534 nucleotides. RefSeq names its product protein TOPLESS-like. The transcript is spliced from 4 exons. Bases 1 to 534 code for a protein of 177 amino acids. Lineage: Eukaryota; Viridiplantae; Streptophyta; Magnoliopsida; Malpighiales; Salicaceae. The record is from RefSeq and is a predicted model, not a curated record. Gene Ontology annotation, biological process: regulation of DNA-templated transcription. Gene Ontology annotation, molecular function: protein binding.
AUGAGUCCUGUCCAUAAAGAUCUUCUGUCAACGAUCCUACAGUUCCUUAAGUAUGAGAAUCUCCAAGACACUGCUCAUGCUCUUGAGCGCGAGACAGGAAUUUUCUUUGAUGCUAAGCAUUUUGAGAUAAUGGUGCUUGGAGGAAAAUUCGACGAAGCUGAGAAGUAUCUAUCUGGUUUUACUAAUAUGCAUGAUAACUUGGAUUCUACCAAGAUCUUUUUUGAACUAAGGAAACAAAAGUUUCUCGAAGCAUUAGACAGGAAAGACCGUCCUAAGGCCCUUGAUGUUCUCACGAAGGAAUUGCAAGAUUUCUCAAGGAAACAUGGAACACUUCGCAGCUAUGGAGAUCCAAAGAUUGAAAGGAUUCACGUGAUGAAUGCACUUAAGACAUUUAUUUCAGAUAAUCCAGCAUUCAAAGGCAAAAUGGAUCCUCCUACCAGCAGAAAUGCAUCCUUGCUUCGUCUCCUUGUGCGUGGAGAUCUUGACGGGAGCACUUCAAUGACUAGGGACGUCACCUUCUCCGGGAGGUCUUAG